Molecule: messenger RNA, 834 nt
Organism: Prunus mume (Japanese apricot)
Lineage: Eukaryota; Viridiplantae; Streptophyta; Magnoliopsida; Rosales; Rosaceae
Product: Ribosomal protein S21 family protein
Biological process (GO): translation
Cellular component (GO): ribosome
Molecular function (GO): structural constituent of ribosome
Source: RefSeq, a predicted model, not a curated record
AUUUUCGACUCCCCAGGCCCCAAAACUCCCAAUUCUCAGUUCUUUUCUCUCAUCUUCUCAUUCUACUCCCACCUUUUGUACCUGCCGCAUUUGUGUUGCUGCCUCCGGCGCCCCGCCGACUCACUUGAACAGCCAUCGCUGCCAUCCAUCCAUAUCCGUAGAAAAACAGACAAACCCAAGCAAUGAACUCGGCGACUCGGAGUGUGUGGAACGUUUUCAAACGGUCGAGUCAGGGCGUCGACUCAGUGAGCCACGGGCACCAUCAUCGUCAAGAACAAUGGAGAGGGAUUCGGGUGAAGGUCUUCAACGGGAACCUGGAGUCGGCGCUGACGUUUAUGCAGAGGAAGAUGCAGUCCAGUGGGAUCGAACGGAUGAUAAAGCGCGAGCAAACCCACCACAUCAAGAACUCUGAGAAACGAGUCUUGGCUCGCAAGAACCUCGAGCGUAGAAUCAAAUCUCAGGACCUCGCUCGCAAGCUCAAGGCCAUCCUCUCCAAGAAAGUCAGAGGCCUGUGAGAAUACAUGGCUCAAGCAGAUGCUUGACGGACAUAUAAACCAUGCCUUCUUUCCCUCUGGAGUAUCAUGGCCAAUACAGCACCCUCUUUUUGCACUGCCAUUGUAGUUUUUGUAGACAAGUUUAUUGACUCAGCUUUUUCUCAAGGAAAAAAACUCAUGUUUCAUUUGAAGAAUGUUACUUCAAAAGCUUUCAUUUUGUCAUUAAGUGGUGUAUGAGUGGCUCUUAGCAAGCUCAAGUCUAAAUUAUCCAUAUCAUGCCACUUAAAAUGAUUUAGAGUUACUCAGUAUAUUGGAAUCGAUCCAUAUGGUUCUGCAAGAA